Messenger RNA from Olea europaea var. sylvestris, 1781 nucleotides. RefSeq names its product mitogen-activated protein kinase kinase kinase 17-like. Gene Ontology annotation, molecular function: ATP binding; protein kinase activity. The record is from RefSeq and is a predicted model, not a curated record. NCBI's taxonomy places the organism in Eukaryota, Viridiplantae, Streptophyta, Magnoliopsida, Lamiales, Oleaceae. Gene Ontology annotation, biological process: protein phosphorylation. The transcript has a single exon. Bases 352 to 1599 code for a protein of 415 amino acids.
AGCAAUCUUGUUCUAUGGAAUAAGUAUUACCUGACAUAACCAAAAUGGGUUGUCAAUUGUCUAAGGAAAUCACCCACACGACACAAUACACACGACCGUUAUUCCUGUUACGUUAUUUCCUUUCAAGAAGCGUGAUUAUUUAAUUCUUUUACCCCAUUCUCACCCUAAAUUUUCCUAAAUUGUUAGCCUCAUAACAGGAGGAAAAGAAAACUCAGAAAACUAAUAGGGUUCUUCAUUUAUUCUCAGGAACGUUCAAUUCAAUCAUCUGAAGUUGUCAAUUUAGAUUCGUAUUUGAUUCAAUUUCAAGAAAAAUCAGUAAAUAGGUAUAGAGGAUAUAUAGAGGAAGGUACAAUGGAUUGGAAGGGAAAAGAAAAGAUUCAAGAAAAGGGUUUACCGAAAUAUGGAGACGGGGUUGCAUGGUUUAGGGGUGCAAUGAUUGGAAAAGGGGGUUUUGGGCGGGUUUAUUUGGCUACUUCGAAGAAUCCCAGAUCAAAAUACAGUUGUUUGCCUUCUGUGAUGGCUGUAAAAUCUGCCGAGGUUUCAGUUUCUGGUUCAAUUCAGAAGGAGAGGGAGGUUUACAGCAAUGUCAAAGGUUGCCCUAACAUAAUUAGGUGUUUUGGCGAAGAGACAACAACGGGGGAGAAUGGUUUGAUGGUGUUUAAUCUGCUUUUGGAGUAUGGUUCUGGUGGAACAUUAGCGGAUAGGAUCAAGAAAUUGGGUGGCAAUGGAAUGUCUGAAUCUGAAGUUAGGGUAUAUGCAAGUUCUAUACUUCAAGGAUUGAAUCAUAUUCAUGGCAUUGGUUACGUUCAUUGUGAUUUAAAACCGGAUAAUGUUUUACUUGUUCAUAGUUGCCGAAGAACUGGGGAUUUUGAGUUUAGGGCAAAAAUUGGCGAUUUUGGGUUGGCAAAGAGGGUGCCGGGGAAUAAAAAGAGGAAAUUGGAGCCUUAUUGGAGGGGCACUCCAAGGUAUUUGGCUCCCGAGGCUGUGGUGGAAAAUGUGCAGGAGUUUCCAUCUGAUAUUUGGGCAUUCGGGUGUAUUGUUCUUGAGAUGUUAACUGGGAAACCUCCUUGGGAUGGGGAAAACGAAUCAGAUGCAGAAGAUAUUCUUCGUAAGAUUAAAGAAGGUUUGCCAAAAAUUCCGAAUGAUAUAUCAAAGGAGGCAAGGAAUUUCCUUAAGAGUUGUUUUGUGAAGAAACCGAUGUUUAGAUUGACAGCAGAAAUGUUAUUGAAUCAUCCAUUUUUAGAAGGUGUGGAUGUCGUUGAGGAUGGGGAUGAAGAAUUCGAGGAGGUUGAAGAUUUGAAUGAGAUUGAAUCAUUUUUGUUAGUAUAUGAAAGUGAUGAUGAAUUAAGUAGUAGCUCAUUUCAUGAUUAUUGUAGCAUUGAUUCGGGGGAGGAUUUCUUCAAUUAUCUGUCUGAAGAAGAUGUGGAUGAUGAAUUUGUAUCAUCCCAUUUUGACGAAGGAAAAUCGAAGGAAGCAGAAACUAAGGGUAUCACUAGCUCCAUUGAUGAUUCUGGUUUUGAUCAAUCAAUCAAAGCAUCGAUAUCAUCAAGAAAUGGACGACAAUAUCCAAUUUCUCAUACUAUUCCUGCAGGUGUCUAGCGAGAUAUUCUGUGAGAAAUCCAUAUUCAAAUUUGCUUUGUUGCGUGUUCAGUAGAUUAUUUACAGGUUAUACUACUUUACCUAGAUAACAUACUAGGAAUUGAUUUAUAGAUUUAUUCUAGUUUCUGCUAACUUGUAGCUGCAUUUCUUCAAUCAUGGAUUCACGAUAUUGUUCUGGUUUC